AUGCUCCUGGAAGGACGCCAUGAUUGUAUGAAGGCGACGCGGCCGGAGGAGGCCGCAGGUGAGGCUACGGCCGAGCUCAAGCGCGAGUCCUUCUCUGCCUGCAACGAGCUAACGGAUCAGCGACGACACGAGGAGGAGCUGCUGGCGGCAUUCGCUGUCGCGCGUGUGCUGGCGCGACGUAAACUUCCCCACGAGACAUUUAUGGAGUACAAGAAGGCACUGCGCCACGCUGGAGAGAGCUACGUCAUUCCGGAGCCCUACUACGUAGUGGCCUUUAUCAACGGCGUGGGCUGCGAACAGCUUGCGCACCUGCUACGAGAAUCCAAGCCCGAAGAUCUCGACGCCGCUGCCAAGGAGGCAAUCCUACUGCAGCGCAGCGACGGGGCAGGCCCGUCACUGCUCACAGAGCAGAGAAAGCGGCCACGCGCGGCGGUGCGUCAGGAAUUCCGUCGCGGUCAUGAGCAGCCAAGGAAACGCCCGCGCCGAGACUCUGGGUGCUGCUUCGUGUGCCGCCAGUUCGGCCACUUCGCGCGCGAGUGCCCAGAGCGUUGGGACGAUCCAUACGGUAUGCAGCGUUCAUUCAUUUUUGAAUUCGCUUCGCAAGCUCAACAGCCAACACCCCGUCGCACCGCGACAACUCCCGCUCAGCGUCCGCGCUCGUGCCCGACUCGUGACUCACCUUCGACCACAAUGAUUUACUCCACGGCCAUCUUUCGGACUGUCAUUGCGCUCUCGACGGUAGCUGCGACCACCCAAGCUACGGUGGUGGGUCCUCACCCUUCAACCCAGGGGUCCAAGCGCGGCAAGAGCACGGCACGAUACAUUGAUACAGCGGCGGACUUGUACGAGGCCUCAGUGUUGAAUGUGGCUUCCCCAAACAGCUACGUUAAGGCUGCAGUAAACACCAAGACUGGUGUGAACCUGCGCACGAUCACAUCACCGGACGCCACGGGUGGCACGUUUUCUUACGCCAGCCCGACCAAUUCGGCAGGAGCCGUCACGCUCAUCAAGCAAUCCGAUGCAACAAACACGUACGUCGUCCAGUCGCCGAGGACUGACAAGGGUGUCAAGAGCACCUCGUCGUACGGCACAAAUGUUGGAGGCCACACUAACGUCAAGAAGGGAGGCCCAUACAGCGGACACAGCAAGAAGCGCGGAGAACAAGGCGGCUACAGUACGAACGUCGGUGUCGGUAUCGCGACCACGGUGUGA
This is a messenger RNA of Phytophthora nicotianae INRA-310, 1212 nucleotides long. RefSeq lists its product as hypothetical. Lineage: Eukaryota; Oomycota; Peronosporomycetes; Peronosporales; Peronosporaceae. The transcript is spliced from 3 exons. The record is from RefSeq and is a predicted model, not a curated record. The coding region runs from base 1 to 1212 and encodes 403 amino acids. Gene Ontology annotation, molecular function: zinc ion binding; nucleic acid binding.